Trichoderma citrinoviride is the source of this 2963-nucleotide messenger RNA. Its product is annotated as cysteine proteinase. Gene Ontology annotation, biological process: protein desumoylation. Lineage: Eukaryota; Fungi; Ascomycota; Sordariomycetes; Hypocreales; Hypocreaceae. The record is from RefSeq and is a predicted model, not a curated record. Gene Ontology annotation, cellular component: cytoplasm; nucleus. The coding region runs from base 42 to 2963 and encodes 973 amino acids. Gene Ontology annotation, molecular function: SUMO-specific endopeptidase activity. The transcript has 4 exons.
CGGGCCGGAUUUGCCAUCAAAUUUCGCGGACCCCUCCGCUAAUGCCUGGAAUCUUGGACAGACCCAACCACCAUCGCCGCCGUCGCCAAAGCUUCAUGCCCAUGAGCAGCGAGAGCCCGUUGUCCGAAUCGGCGCCAAGCACAGGCGAGCAGAAGCGCAUCAAUCAUUCGGUAACCAGACCGGUCGACACCCUCCGCGUAAAACGAUUCGAGGCCCGAAGCGAACCAGACGUGCCGUCCGCGAAGCGUCAGAAGAAGGACAUCACGCACCCAUACGGCCAGAGCAGCCCUUAUUUUCAAAGAGCAGCCAAGGGCAGUGGCAUCCACGAGGUUCUGAUAGACGACGAUACAGUCGACAACAGAAGCAUUUCAAGUGCGGGAAACACAGGCACCAGCAGUUUGGCUUUGCGCGAAUAUCGCAACUUGGACAACAUACUUCAGACGAGCAAGAAACCGGCGCGACGACGUAAAAGCCGGACCCUUCCAAAUUCGAGUUCGCCAUUGCAUGGUGCGGCUAACACCAGGCCUGACUACCAACGACCUCCUGCAAAACGAAAUCUUAUUUCUAUACAAGACAGCCCAGAUGCUCUCGGUGCCCACGACCUUGACGCUGGACCCUCGAACAUAGUGUCUGAUCUCUAUACACACUCCUCCACAAAAAGGGACCGACCCUCCCGACUCGACUUUUCCAGGCCUCAGUUCAAACGUCACAAGCCUUCGACGACGAGAGAACCCAUAGAUAUCUCGGAGGACGAACUUCAAGCCGAUCCCACGAAGCGCGGAGGAGCAAGCAACUCGAAGGGCGCAAACUCACGAUCCUCUGACACUUCUGGCGCCCCCACCAAGAAUCCCAUGAGAGGCGACAUACGGCCUACAGAUUUUGGGAAACCCUCGCGCUGCUCAUCGGCCAAAAGCAUGAAAAGGAAAGCCGAGAAGGCAUUCACUGAAGCAAGGAAUUGGAUAGCUUCAAAUGCCACUUCCAAAACCAACAACCGGGCACUCACCAGGGACAAGAAGGAAGAGGAUGCCAUCCCAGCGCCAUCUAGUCCAGAGCGACGCUCAGGAUCGAACAGACCAAAGCUAAUAGACAGUCUCAUGCAAUCAGCUAAGACGCCCGACGACUCCUUGGCCGCUCAACGCGCUGAAGAGGAGUCUGGCUUUGGGUUCGACUUUCGUCGGUUGACAAGGUCGUACGCCCCGUCCACGCGCCAUCGUAUGCCAUCUCCAGACACCUGGACAACGCUGCAUCCAGAUUGGCAUGAGUCGUGGCAGGCACCGCUUAUAUUUCCCCUUACCGGGAAGAAUAGAGCGACGGUGGACAAAGUCGACAUUCCCAGACUGGACGAGGGAGAAUUUUUGAACGACAAUCUCAUCAACUUCUACAUCCGCUACCUUGAACACAAGCUGGAAAAGGAAAGGCCUGAACUACUACGCAAGAUCUAUUUCUUUAGUACCUUCUUCUUUGAGAAGUUGAAGUCUACAAAGGGCAAGAUAAACUACGACGGCGUCAAAUCGUGGACGGCAAAGGUAGACUUGCUCUCUUACGACUACAUCAUCGUGCCGGUCAACGAAAAUGCUCACUGGUAUCUGGCUAUCAUCUGCAAUGUCCCCAACGCAGCCAAAUCCGUCUCGGAGGAGAAGGAGAGGGAGGGGUCAGCGACUCCGAUGCCAGAUGCCAUAGAGGUGACGGAUUCCCGCAGCUCCCCCAACAUGUCAACGGUCGAACGGGAUUUGACCGAAAUUUCUUUGAACGAUGGAACUGCGGCGACGGCAGCACCAAGGGAAGAGGCGGAUGAUGCUUCAUCGCGCGGCGGGAGAGCUUCAUCAGUUGCGCGGUUCACCCCUCUUAAGAAGAGGAAGCCCACGGGCUCUACGCAGUCCAAGCUUGACCCUACGCAACCGAGGAUCAUCACUCUUGACUCGCUUGGUAAUGCUCACGCCCCCACCUGCAAGGCGCUGAAGGAAUACCUGAUUGAGGAAGCAAAGGCAAAGAAGGGAAUCGACUUGACAACCGUUCCCGCUGGCAUGACAGCAAGAGGCAUUCCGGAACAGGACAACUAUUGCGACUGUGGCGUCUUCAUACUGGCGUACAUGGAAGAGUUCCUGGCGAACCCCGAUGAGGCAGCACGUAAGCUCCUGAUGAAGGAAGAACUUGGGUGGGACAUUCGUCCUACCCAUAUACGAAACAAAGUCAGAGAGCUGCUAUUUGAGCUUCAAGCUGAACAGCAAGAGCGUCACAAGCAGCUGGAGGAAGAAAAAAGACUCCGCAGGGCGAAGAGAAAGUCCCUGUCAGAAAUGACCGAGGCUUCCUCACCGCUUAAGCCUAUAACAUUGUCGCCCCCAGCACCCAAGAUACCCGGCUCUUUCCCAUCAGAAUCUCCAGAGAGGAAGUCAGCGUCAGAGGCGGCUCCAUCAUCGCCAGAAUCUGUGCAAGAGGUUGACAAUCUGGAAGGCGGUGGCUCGAAUGGUGAAGCAUCAGAUCAAGUUGCAGAAGUUGCAGAAGUUGCAGAAGUUGCAGAAGUUGCAGAAGUUUCAGAAGCUCAGCCAAAGGGGAAGCCAUACGAAGGCCCCAAGUUCGUUAGCCCUCUGUCCUUCGACAAGGACAAGAAGAAGAUCGUCGUCGAGCUGAAACCCCCAAAAGGCUUUGACAGGAGCGAGUUUGUCACCUCGUCCGACGAUGUCCAGAUUGUGAAGGAGACGUCAGCUUCUCCAAGCGAGCACAAAGGUAGCUCAAACACGACUGCAAAACGCCGACGCCGACGCUCUUCUGUGGAAGAGGUGGAGGCACCAAUGGUGCGACCAGCUUCCUCUUCUCGGAUGCAGAAACAAGGAAACAAGUCCUCUACCAAUCUCCCGUCACGGCUCGCCGGACAGGCCAUUGAAUGCAUUGAAUCCGAUGACGAUCAACCGAAGUACGAUGGCAUUGACAGGUCCAGCAAACCGAUUGAGGCUAUAAUAUUCUAA